Closterium sp. Yama58-4 is the source of this 864-nucleotide messenger RNA. NCBI's taxonomy places the organism in Eukaryota, Viridiplantae, Streptophyta, Zygnematophyceae, Desmidiales, Closteriaceae. The record is from the annotation of a GenBank genome assembly.
AUGUGGUGGGGCGGGACACUGCCAAGGCCUGGGGUCCGCGUUUCUGCAAACGUGGAUGAUUUCAGCAACAAGGUCCGGGGGUGUGACGCUCGUUUGUCCCUGCGUCCCCUGAUCCCUCCCCUGGCCUCACUUCUUUGUGUUGCGCCUACUUCCCUCACCCCCAUCCCUCGCCCCUCUCAGGUGCUAGCGGAGCUGCAGGACCGGCUGCCAGCGUCCCCCUCAGAGGACGCCAUGGCCGUCAUCGAGAGGGAGCUGGGCCGCCCACUGCUGCGCACGAGCAGAAGCGCAGCAGCACAAGUGGCGGCAGGGAGGGUUUGUGGGGCAGCAGCCGCACUUCUUUGUGCUUUGCUAUUGCACAUACGCCCCCAUGUGGGCACAGGCGUGGAGUCAUCAUUGGAGCAGCUGCUGGUCACGGGAGUGCUGCACGCCGACCCACAUCCUGGAAAUUUUCUCCUCACGCCUCACGGCCAAGUCGCCUAUCUGGACUUCGGUCUCUUGUGUCGCAUGGAGCGGCGGCACCAGCAGGCCAUGCUGGCAGCGGUGGCGCAUCUGGUGAGCGGCGAGUGGAGCAUGCUGGCAGCCGACCUCGCUGGUAGCGCCAGUAGAGGCGGAGGCGCAGUGUGCAUGGCUGACGCAGCACAGCACGGCGUUCUCACCUUCCCCUCUCCGCUCUCGUCCCCCUCUGUCCUCUCCAUCGCCCUGCAGGAGCGGGAGAAGCGGACGCGCAAGAAGGCAGCAGCAGCAGGGGUGCCGUACGUGGAAGGGGCAGCAGAGGCGCCAGCAGAGGGCGAGACCCCUGAGGACACCACCACAGGCGACGAUGCCUCUGCUGCCGAGGAGACCAGCAGAAGAGCAGUUGAGUGA